AUGGCAGCUGUGCUGGAGCCCGGGGAAAUUAGAAGAUCACGUGAUGUUGGAGUAGGAGGUUUUAUCUUGGUAACUUUAGGAUGCUGGUUCAAUUGUAGGUAUAAUUAUGCAAAGCUAAGAAUCCAGGAAAGACUUGCCAGAGAAGGAAUUAAAAACAAGAUUUUAUAUGAAAGUAUCCACCUUGAUCCUGAAAGAAAACAAACCAACGGUGGCAGCAGCAGCAAUUGAGCAGUCUUGAGCUUAGAAAACCUGGAUGCAACUCACUUCAGUGUGAACAAAGCUGAGAUCAACUACAGAAAGCAUUUUAUGUACCAUAAGAAGUCUUUCAAUCAAGUAAAGAAA
Molecule: messenger RNA, 342 nt
Organism: Orcinus orca (killer whale)
Lineage: Eukaryota; Metazoa; Chordata; Mammalia; Artiodactyla; Delphinidae
Product: cytochrome c oxidase assembly protein COX20, mitochondrial
Biological process (GO): mitochondrial respiratory chain complex IV assembly
Cellular component (GO): mitochondrial inner membrane; mitochondrion
Source: RefSeq, a predicted model, not a curated record